GUAUGGGAGAUGUUCUCUUGAGACACACCCUAACGCGUGUCACCAUGUCGACCCAGCAGCACCAGCUGUUUGUCUCCCUCGACACUUUCCGCUAUUUCCGCCGUCCGCCAACUGCGGAGCAGCGUCCCUCACCCACGCGGUAACAGCUCCCCACACCGUGGAGGCUCGUGCGGUAGCGGUACGGAUCUCGACUUGGGAGUAGCGAGCGCGAAGUGUGAGUGGGUUUGCCAAGGGUGAGCGGAGCGCGCGAAGAGUGACGGCGAUUGUGGGAGUGGGGAGUCGCUUGGAGCGGCGUGUGGGAUCAGGAUUGAGUCCCGAUAAUGUCGAAGUUGCUUAAAGCGAUGGACCCUCUAGCGGGGCUAGAGGAGAGUGAGGAGGACGAGGAGGAGGACGGGGAGGAGGAGGAGGAGGAUGAGGAAGGGGAGGAGGAAGAGGAGGAGGAGAAGGGCGAGGAGGAGUCGAGCGAGGCAGCGGAGGCAGCAAGGCGGCGAAAGGGCGGAGGUAGGAGCAUGCGAGUGGGGAAGGGGCGCUGGCCUAGUUACGCGUUUCUUGCCGCUCCUGCCGCAUGAACGCUCAUUUCGCCUCCAGCCCCGUGCUGCCCUGCUCUCCGCCGUGCGCGCAUGCAGCCCCCCCCGCCGCCCCCCCCAGCAGGGGCGUGGACUACGCGGCGCUGGUGCGGCACGGGCUGGUGGGCGGCCCGUCCGUGCUGCUGGUGCCCGAGGAGCAGCAGACUGGCGCCGUGGACUGGGGAAAGUGGGGCCGCGGGCAAGGCCGGGAGGGCAAGGGAAGGGGCCAGGGGCAGGGGGAUGAAGCGGAGGAGGGGGAUGGGGAGGGCGAGAGGGAGAGGAGGCGGAAAGCUUGGGAGGAGAGCCAGCAGCUGAAGGAACUGGCGAGCGACGCUGGGGCAGAGGCGGCGGCAGCGAGGGCUCUGGCGCACGGCGCAGCGGCGCGGCAGCUGAGGGCCGACAUCGCUGCGGAGCACAGGGAGCGUGUGCGGCAGCGGGGGGGCAGGGGGGGGGAGAGGGGGCGAGGGGGCGGUGAGCGGGGGGGAAGGGACGGCGUCGGUGGUGCGAUGAGCUUCAGCCAGCGCGAGAAGAGGAAGCGGGAUGCGGGGCAGGCGAGCCGGGGGAAGAACUACGUGGAGGAGGAGAAGCGGCAGCUGCGCGACCAGGGGGUCUACUCUGGCUUCGAUGCGUAGCCAUGUACAGGGACUCACUCUCACGCCACGCGCACCAUGGAUCAAGUGUGGUGCAGACAAGGAAUGGAUCAAGCUUGGAUUUGCUAGGUUCGAAACUGCUCAAUACAAUAAAUAAAAGUUAAGUGUUUGGAAAGAGCCAUGUAGAGGGCGAAGUGGAGUGUACACACUGUUGCCAAUUCGAGUUUUGCGAGAUAC
Messenger RNA from Closterium sp. NIES-67, 1393 nucleotides. Lineage: Eukaryota; Viridiplantae; Streptophyta; Zygnematophyceae; Desmidiales; Closteriaceae. The record is from the annotation of a GenBank genome assembly.